AUGACUCGCCUCCUCAUCGUCCUCCUCGGUGCCGCAUUACCGCUGCUCUUCUCCCUUUCAGAGGGGGGCGAGUUGGGCGUGUGCUAUGGGAGGGUGGCGACUGACCUGCCGGAUCCGGCGUCCGUGGUGCAACUGCUCAAGAAGAACAACAUCACCAUGGUGAGGAUCUACGACACCGACCCCACGGUGCUGCGCUCGCUGGCCAACACCGGCAUUAAGGUGACGGUGGAGCUGACCAACGAGGAGCUGCCGCUUGCGGCGGCCGACGAAAAUAAUUUCGCGCUCCAGUGGGUGCAGAGCAACGUGAAGGCCUACUACCCGUCUACGCUGAUCAAUGCGGUGAUGAUCGGGAACGAGGUGUUCAAAGAGGCUAGUCACCUAAACUCUCAGCUCGUCCCAGCCAUGAAGAAGGUGCAGGCGGCGCUGGUGAAACUGGGCCUGGCGGACGCCGUGAAGGUGAGCACGCCCAUCGCGUUUGACGCACUCCAGACGUCAUUCCCGCCAUCCGCCGGCGCCUUCAAGGACGACAUCGCGCUGUCAGUGAUGAGUCCCAUGCUCGACUUUUUCCGACAGACCGGUUCGUACCUCUCGGUGAACCUCUACCCAUACCUCGCGUACCUGAGUACUCCGGGCAUCUCCAUCAACUAUCUCUUGUUCCGCCCAAACGCCGGCGUGAAUGACACCGUCAGCGGGCAAACGUACUUCAGCCUCUUUGACGCCCAACUUGACGCAGUCUACUAUGCAAUGGAGAAGUUGCCAUCCUCCAGCCUUCGCGCCGGGGGGAUGAGGAAGCUCACAGCAGGGCCCGAUAUAACCACAGAAGCGCGAGUUUCAGAGGGCAGUCAGCCAAACCAGGGAAAUCAUGACGUGGGAACCCCACAAAACGCCCAAGAUUUCAUGGCUGGUCUCACCAGCCAGGUGCUGCAGGGUACCCCCGCCGUAAAUGGAAACAGCCCGCUGGCUGCCAGCGCCGUCCGCGGCACCCCGCACCGUCCCAACACCGAUCUCAACGUGUACAUCUUCGCACUCUUCAACGAGAACAGCAAGCCGGCGGACGAGCAGAACUUUGGGUUGUUCUACCCGAACCAGCAGCCCGUGUACCCGAACCCGAUCGACUUCGUUCAUGGCGGCACCAUCGGCGGGCCCGUGCGUGCGAGCUAUUGCGUGGCGAACGCGGCGGUCGGGGAUGCGGCCUUGCAGGAGGCGCUGGACUACGCGUGCGACAACGGGGCGGACUGCAGCGCCAUCCAGCCAGGCAAGCCCUGCUUCGAGCCCGACACCAAGCUGGCGCACGCGUCAUACGCCUUCAACGACUACUACCAGAAGAAGGGCCGGGCCAGCAGCGCCUGCGACUUCAGCGGCGCCGGCACCAUUGUCAGCCAGGCACCAUCAGGUGCGUGCGACCCGAGCCCGAGCUGGUGCGUGGCUAACGCGGCGGUGGGCGAGGCUCGGCUUCAGAUGGCCCUUGAUUACGCGUGCGGGCACGGCGGCGCGGACUGCACGGACAUCCAACCCGGAGCACGGUGCUUCGACCCCGACACCAAGGCCGCGCAUGCGUCCUUCGCAUUCAACGACUAUUACCAGCGGCGUGGCCGGGCCACCGGAACGUGCGACUUCGCCGGCGCCGGUAACAUUGUCCGGCAGGCACCAAAGAUCGGCAACUGCGUGCUGCCGUCAACGGCCUGA
Molecule: messenger RNA, 1686 nt
Organism: Triticum turgidum subsp. durum (durum wheat)
Lineage: Eukaryota; Viridiplantae; Streptophyta; Magnoliopsida; Poales; Poaceae
Source: the annotation of a GenBank genome assembly